AUGCAAAGUACAACAGCAGGAGAAUCAUCUAAUGUCUUUGUUGCGAGUGAUCAUUCAAUAGCUAAAGAUAAAGUAAUCACACUUGCACGUGAAAUGAAUUUUGAUGCAUUCAAUGCCGGUUCAAUUCGUGUAGCACGUCAUCUAGAAACUGAUAUCAAAUCUCUCUUUCCUCAAUGGCGAAUUCCUAUCAUUGUUACAUUUGUCGUUCUAAUCGUCUGGCUUGCUUACACACUUUACAUGAAUUAUAUUCGUAUACGUACAACUUCAUGGAAUCAACUAUUUUUACACAUGGUCAAUGAAAUAUGA
Messenger RNA from Rotaria sordida, 306 nucleotides. Lineage: Eukaryota; Metazoa; Rotifera; Eurotatoria; Philodinida; Philodinidae. The record is from the annotation of a GenBank genome assembly.